Entamoeba dispar SAW760 is the source of this 2382-nucleotide messenger RNA. Its product is annotated as DNA replication helicase DNA2, putative. The coding region runs from base 1 to 2382 and encodes 793 amino acids. The record is from RefSeq and is a predicted model, not a curated record. The transcript has a single exon. NCBI's taxonomy places the organism in Eukaryota, Evosea, Mastigamoebida, Endamoebidae.
AUGCUUGUUAGGAAAAAAGUAUCUCAAAAGACUUGGAACCUUUAUAUUCGUUGUGAAGUUGUUGCUUUAUUAGAUGAUGAAAAAAAACUUAAAAGAUAUAAAGUUGAAGAGCAACAAGAAAAAAAACAAUUUAUAUUAUAUUUGGAUGACUUAUGGUAUGAUACUUCACUUAAAGUUGGUGAUUUUAUUCAUCUCAUUUUUUUGGAAGAACGAACAAAAAAUUCUCUUCCAAACCCUUUUAUUCUUAAUAAUAGAACGCCUAUACUUCUUAUUCAAAAUCCUGAUUAUUUAAUUAAUACUACUAGUACUGUAAGUAGUACUUGGUGUAACAGACAAACUGUUAUUAAAAAUUAUCUUUUUCUUGAUGAUUAUUAUGAAGCAACAACUUUAGGAACAAUAAUCCAUGGAACAAUUCAACAUAUUCUCAUUACCAACCCACCUGAAUUUAAUAAAAUAAUAUUUAAAUCAAUGAUAGAAGAAUUAAGUGAAGAAGUAUUAACAAAAAUUUAUGUAUUAGGAAUUACAAGAAAAGAAUUUAUUGACCAUGCAAUGGAAUUUUAUGAUACAGUUAAUGAUUGGUAUCAAUGUUGGAAAACAAAAACUAUCAAAACAAAUCUUAAUCGUGAAAUCCACUUUACAGAAUUUAUUGCUUCUGAACCUCAGAUACAAUCUCAAAUUUUUGGUUUUAAAGGUGCGAUUGAUAUUUUAUUGAAUGGUUCAGAAGGUGAAAUUAUUGUUGAAAUGAAAACAGGAAAACAAAAAGAAGAGAACUUCGGACAAAUUGCUUAUUAUUUUCUUCUUCUUAGUGGUUUCCUUCAAAAACCCCACCACCAAUUUAGAGGAUUACUAAAUUAUGUUCAUCGUCAAAACAAUGACUUUGUUCAAGUCGUUCCUACAAUACCACAAUUAGUUGCUAUUACUCAAUUAAGAAAUUCACUUGCAUUAUAUUCAAAGAAUAUGACAAUACCAAACGAAGAAGAAUGUAUAAGAAAAGAGGUUUCAUGUAAAUAUUGUCAAGUAACAGAACAUUGUAGUUUAAUUUGUGAAAAUGAUGGAAUAAAUUAUAACAAAAGUGUUAUUCAACAUCUUAAUUCAUUAGAAAAAGCAUUUUACUUUAAAUAUUUAAAUGAUGUUCGUUUAGAAAUGAAACAUAUUGAAACAGAAAAUCAAAAGAGGUGGUUAUUUCCAAAUGAAGUUAAAUCAAUUGGAAGAAGAAUGAAAUUAAUAAAGAGUGAGUAUACAAUGAAAUUUCCUGAUUAUUAUAUUUAUACAUUUGAAGGAGAGUGUGUUUAUGAUGAGUCACUUAUUUGUGUUUCAACAGAAGAUGGAAAAAUAAAUAUUAUUAAAGGAUAUAUGUUACCAUUUGAAGAUGAUGAUAUUAUUACUAAAGAAAAAAUCAUAGAUUGUGAUCAACAGAAAACGAAUCAAAGUAUAAUUUCUGAAGAACAAGGAAUUGAGCAACUUCAAGAAGUUCUAUUGAAAAGAGUUAAAAUAAAAACUCCUCAAAGAAUUAUUUCUACUUUAUCCUUAUUUAGAUUAGAUAAAUUUUCUGGAACUAAUGCAUUACAAGUUAUUAUGACAACAGUUGGUAAAUUAAUGAGAAAUGAUAAUGAUAUGAAACGAAUUAGAGAUUUUGUUAUUAAUUCUAAGCCAUGUCCUGUAAUUAAUUUUAAUUUGGAUUUAAGUCAAACUCAAAAUAUUGAUGAUAUUCAUAAUGAAGAAGAAGAUGGUGAUGACCUUGAUUGGAUUCUUGAUAAAUUAAAUAUUUCAGAACAAACUUUAAUUCAAAAACAAAUAAGUGAAAAAGAUGAUUUCUUAUUAAAUUCUCUUUCUUCUUCACAAGAAAUUACACCAAUCACUGGGUUAUGUUCAAAUAUGAUUCUUUCAACAAUUGCAACAUUCUGUUCAAAAACACAACAAAGAGUAUUUGUUACUGCUUCAAAUCAAAUAUUAUUAAAUAAAUUAUAUGAUGUUUUACCUAAAGAAAAAACACUAAAACUCUCUGCUAUAGAUGAUUUACUUCAUAUAAACCCAGUUAUAGAAACUAUUAUUAAUGAACAUCCAAUAGUUCUUGGGUCAUUUCGUGAAUCUUCCAAGAAAAUAACUCAAACUAUGCCAUUUGAUAUUGCUAUUAUUGCAGAUGCAAUCAACGUUAAUGUUGUACAAUCAUUAAAUGUAUUUUAUUUGACAAAAACCGUAUGGUUAUUUGAAGGAGAAAAAAUAUCUCAUUUAAAUGAAACUUCACAAAUAGAAAAUCAGAGUAUUUUCUCAUUGAUGAGUAGAACAAGUCAGUAUUCAAUGUCAACCUUAUUAGAUAAAGAGUAUCAACUUAAACAAAUAAUUGAUAUAGAAGAUUUAGGAGAUAUUGAUGACUUUCUUUAA